GUGCAGUGCACCCCCCCAGGCCCCCCCCCCACGGGUGCGGCGCGGAGGAUGCGGGGCCGAAGCUAAGGCAGCACAUCGGUGUGGAGGAGGAUGGAGGCGCCUCUUGUAAGCCUGGAGGAGGAGUUUGAGGAGGGGCCCGGGGUUGAUGGGGGGACCCCACAACGCACUGCAGACCCGGCGCUGGCCGAGCUGGAGAGCUUCUCGGCUGAGAUGAUGAGCUUCAAGUCCAUGGAGGACCUGGUGCAGGAGUUCGAUGAGAAGCUCACCGUCUGCUUCCGCAACUACGAUGCUGCCACCGAGGGGCUGGCCCCUGUGCGGAGCCAUCUCCAGGCACAGGAGGAGGAGGAGCGCCUCCAGGAUGAGGAGGUCUGGGAUGCUCUCACCGAUGGUUUCGCCCCCCGGAGCUCCCCCCGGCCCUGGCUGCUGCCUGGGGCUGAAGCCUCUGAUGGCACCGACCACCAGCUCUGCGAGAAGGAGGAGGAGGAGGAGGAGGAGGAGCUCACUGAGAGGAGUGAGCAGGACUCGGGCAUCAAUGAGGAGCCGCUGCUGACAGCUGAGCAGGUCAUCGAGGAGCUGGAGGAGCUGAUGCAGAGUUCACCUGACCCCGAGGCUGAUCCUGAGGGGGAGGAGGAAGAAGAGGACGAGGAAGAGGAAGAGGAAACUGAGGCUGAUGCUAAAGGCAAAGGCAGUGGUGGGGGCACGGAGCCCAUCGUUCUGCGGGAGCUGCAUGCUUUCUCCCCUGCCUUCAACAACAACUGCUCUCAUGAAGUGCUGGGCCGGCUGUCGGCGCGGGAGCUGGUGGCAGCAGCAGGGCGGGCAGAGGCGGCGAGCCGGGCACUGUCGGCAGAGCUGGUGGCACAGCUGGCACGUCGGGACGAGCUGGCCUUCGAGAAGGAGGUGAAGACGGCGUUCAUCGGGGCGCUGCUGGCCGUGCAGGGCGAGCAGCGGGAGCAGCGGGAGGCUGCCCGGCGCCGGCGCCGUGACCGGGGUCUGAGCCUGCAGGGAGGGCGUCCUGAGAGGGGGAACAACAUGCCCAGGAAGCGCUUCAGCAUGGAGGGCAUCUCCAGCAUCCUGCACUCCGGCCUGCGCCAGACCUUUGGCCCCACCGCCAAUGAGAAACAGUACCUGAACACAGUGAUUCCCUAUGAGAAGAAGGGGUCGCCACCCUCCGUUGAGGACCUGCAGAUGCUCACUAACAUCCUGUUUGCCAUGAAGGAAGGGAAUGAAAAGGUGCCCACACUGCUCACGGAUUACAUCCUCAAAGUGCUCUGCCCAACCUGAUGCCGUGCUGCCCUUGAGCCCCCUCAACCCCAGCCCCCCUCAAAAUGGGGCUAAACCCGAGGAAAACGGGUCACCUGCAGCCCCCAUCCCCCCUCCACCCCUCCC
Molecule: messenger RNA, 1386 nt
Organism: Melopsittacus undulatus (budgerigar)
Lineage: Eukaryota; Metazoa; Chordata; Aves; Psittaciformes; Psittaculidae
Gene: FEZ1
Product: fasciculation and elongation protein zeta 1
Exons: 10
Coding region: 91-1281 (396 amino acids)
Cellular component (GO): axon; cytoplasm
Source: RefSeq, a predicted model, not a curated record